AUGCUCCCGGAAAGCAGCCACGUGAGAUCCGUCUAUCUUGACCCAGACAGCGGUAUUGCCAGCACCCUGGGUCCAGACAGUGCCAAAAUACUCAUCGACUGCUCAACCAUCGAUACCGCAACCUCUUUGCAUGUGAAGUCUGAAGUUUCCAAGAUCGCACCCCGCAGUUUCUUCUACGACUGCCCGGUAUCUGUGCUCGCAAGGAAGUUCUCACGCGUACAGCAAAUAGGGGCAGUCAAAGGCACAAUAGCCUUCUUCAUGGGCUGUUCGCCUGCAGACACCAACCUAUCUUGUCUCAAGGACCUGCUACUGAAAAUGGGCAGCCAAGCCAUACCAUGUGGUGGUCCAUCUCUGGGGCUAGCCGCAAAGCUGUCCAACAACUACCUCUCUGGCAUCAUCACCAUCGCCACUUCAGAAGCCAUGGACAUGGGCAUGCGAGCCGGUAUCGACCGCACGAUACUUGCGUCUGUGUUCGCGUCUGGGACGGCACAGAACCGGCAAUGUGAUGUGUUUAACCCUGUUCCGAAUGUCUGUCCACAGGCACCCUCGUCCAAUGGCUACCGUGGCGGAUUCAGGGUGGAGCUGAUGAAGAAAGACAUGGGACUGGCAAUCGCCAUGGCGCGGCAGGUGGGUGCCAAGAAUGUCCUCGGUGUGUCUGGUUUGGGUGUCUAUACAGCUGCCAGCGCGGCCGAGGACUGCAUGGGCUUGGACUCCAGAGUGGUGUACAGGUAUCUAGGAGGGAAAGAAAGCUCUUGA
Messenger RNA from Podospora anserina S mat+, 756 nucleotides. RefSeq lists its product as uncharacterized. NCBI's taxonomy places the organism in Eukaryota, Fungi, Ascomycota, Sordariomycetes, Sordariales, Podosporaceae. Gene Ontology annotation, biological process: L-valine catabolic process. Bases 1 to 756 code for a protein of 251 amino acids. Gene Ontology annotation, cellular component: mitochondrion. Gene Ontology annotation, molecular function: NADP binding; NAD binding; 3-hydroxyisobutyrate dehydrogenase activity. The transcript is spliced from 2 exons. The record is from RefSeq and is a predicted model, not a curated record.